CGAUUUUGCCUGUGAUUACGACCAGUUUUCUUUGUUGUUUUCGUGAAGAAAGGUGGAUUUUACAUCUUUGCGCGCUAUAACAACAAUAACGUUAAACGGGCGACGCAUAAAAUAUCAGCGUUUUUGUUUGCGGCUAUUGUAAAUAUUUGCAUUAGUGUUACUCUCAAAAUCCUUAUCAAAAUAGGAUAUUGAAGACGUUUUUUUCAUCGAAACAGUUUAAUAGUAUUUUUGCGCAUUACUGGAGUUCAGCCGAAUUGACGUGCCUGGAAACAACUCCUAAAAAUGGAGGAAAAAGAGCACACGCAGCUGAUGACGACAUAAUAAUAAUAAAAAAAAAACAAAAAUAAAAUAAAUUUAUUAAACCUUUAAGAAUAAAAACCAGUUGGCUACAGACUGUGAUUUUAACAUACGUAAUACGAUCUCUUAUAAAUUAAUUAUAAUAAUUAAUAAGAAGUACUAUAAAAUAAAAAAAAUAUAUAUAUUUUGACGUCUUUGAAUAAUUUUAAAUCGAAAAAUAAGUAAAAUAUCGAGUAUUAUAAUUGAGAUUAAAAUAGUGAUGUGCCGCAUAUAAUUAAAUCGUAUGAAUCGUAAUUAAAAAUAAUAUACAAUAAAAUAAAUCGGUAAAACGUACAAAGUGAAAAUUGACGAUAAAUUGUGAUUAUAUAAUAAAUUACAUACUAUAAACAGUUACAAUAUAAAUAGUAAGUGAAAAAUUGAUUGCAGUGUAAGAAUUUUUUAAUUAUUUAUAAAUUAUAUAAAUAAUUGUGGAUAAUAUAUAAAGAUACAAAGUGAAGUAAAUAUAUCAGAAUGCCGGCUAUUUUGACGAAGAUACGCGAACAGGCGUUUCGUGUAAAACCCACCACGACAAUAGCCGUGGGAGUGGGCGUGGGCGUGGCCUUAGCAGCAUGCGCUUUGUACGGCACUAGAGAGAAGAAACAGGCGCCACCAUGCCACAACAAUAAUAACUAUAAGGUUGCGAAAAAUGGUCAGCUGCAAACGGUGGCGAACGGCGCGGGCGGGGAGGUGCAGAGCUGCGGGGGGCGGUGCGGCGCGGAGCAGUGCGCGCUGUGCCGCGGCGACGCCGACACUGACAACAAGCAGAACAUUGAGGAUGCUGACGAGACGCACCCGCCGGAGCCGGAGCACGUGCCCGGACUCAACCUGGAGUUCCUGCGCCAGCUGGUGAGCCUGGCGCGCAUCAUGGUGCCGGGGGUUCGCAGCCACGAGGUGGCGCUGCUGGCGGCGCACACCGUGUGCCUGUUCUCCAGGACCUUCCUCUCCAUAUACGUCGCCACCCUGGAGGGGUCCAUAGUCAAACACAUAGUCCAGAAGGAUCUACGCUCCUUCUCCGCACUCCUGAUGCAGUGGUUCGGCAUAGCGGUGCCGGCCACCUUCAUCAACUCCAUGAUCCGCUACCUGGAGAGCCGGCUAGCGCUGGCCUUCCGCACCCGGCUGGUCAACCACGCCUACGAGCUGUACUUCAAGAACCAGACCUACUACAAGGUGGCCAACCUUGAUGCUAGGAUAGAGAACGCUGAUCAUAGGUUAACAGAGGACGUGUCGGUGUUUACGCAGUCAGUAGCACACCUGUACAGCUCGCUGACCAAGCCGUGCUUCGACUUGUUGCUCAUAGUGCUCACGCUGGCGAGCUAUUCUAGCAAGAUGAAGGGGAACAUAUUCCUUGGCCCCGGCAUAGCGACGGUGGUGAUCUGCCUGACGGGGCAGCUGCUGCGCCUGCUGAGCCCGCGGUUCGGCGCGCUGGCGGGCGAGGAGGCGCGCAUGAAGGCCAACCUGCGCCACGUGCACUCGCGGCUCAUCGCGCACGCCGAAGAGGUUGCCUUCUACGGCGGGCACAAGGUGGAGCUGGGCCAACUACAGUCGGCGUACAAGCAGCUGGUGGCGCAGAUGACGUCGGUGUUCAACAAGAAGCUGUGGUACGUGAUGCUGGAGCAGUUCUGCAUGAAGUACGUGUGGUCCGGCACCGGCAUGGUCAUGCUGGCGCUGCCCAUCCUCACCGGCACCAGGGGAGACAGCACAUCCCACGAGAGCAUCAGCUCGAGGACUGAGUACAUGACCACCUCUAGGAACCUGCUCAACUCCGCAGCGGAUGCCAUCGAGAGGCUUAUGUCUAGUUAUAAGGAAGUGGUGACGCUGGCGGGCUACGCCACGCGCGUGUCGGACAUGCUGGUGGUGUUCGGCGAGGUGGCCCGCGGGCGCUGCGUGCGCGCCGUGCACGUGGCCGCGCCCGCCGCCGGCUUCCAGGUCACCUUCCGCGACCGGCAGCCCGUGCCGCAGGGUAAGAUCUCGUACACGACGGACCUGUCGAUCCGGCUCAAGAACGUGCCGAUAGUGACGCCCGCGUGCGACGUGGUCGCCAGCGGCGUCACGCUGGAGCUAAAGCCGGGCACGCAUCUGCUCAUCGUGGGGCCCAACGGAUGCGGGAAGUCCAGUUUGUUCCGCAUAAUCUCCGGGCUGUGGCCCGUGUUCGGCGGCGAGCUGAGCGUGCCGAAGCCCUGCGAGUGCGCGCACUGCGCCGCCGAGCCGGGCGCGCCGCCGCACUGCCUCGCGCGCCCCGUCAUGUUCUACAUACCGCAGAGGCCGUACAUGUCGAUGGGGUCGCUGAUCGACCAGAUCACGUACCCGUCGCGCGUGGAGGCGGCGGACGCGGCGGCGGAGGCGCGCGCCAUGCACAUCCUGCGCGUGGUGCGGCUGGACGCGUGCGCGGCGCGCCACGGCGGCCUGCGCGCCGUCUGCGACUGGCGGAGCACGCUGUCCGGCGGGGAGAAGCAGAGGAUGGCGUGCGCCAGGAUGUUCUACCACAGACCGGUGUACGCUCUUCUCGACGAGUGCACGAGUGCAGUCUCUCUGGAGACGGAGGUGGUGAUGUACGAGGAGGCCAUCAAGGAGGGCAUCACGCUGCUGUCGAUCACCCACCGCCCCAGCGUCUGGAGGUAUCACACCCACGUGCUGGAGUUCGACGGCGCGGGCGGCUGGUCCUUCCGCCCGCUGGAGAAGGACGCGCCCGCCAUCACGCCCACCCUGCCGCGCAUCGCCGAGAUGGCGGAAACUGACCGGGAGCAGACCAUCGAGUGACGUCACAGCUAACAACUGUCAUAUACGUGACUAUAAAGACUUCAAUGAUAUUGGAUAGAAGCAGGCGUUACUUUGCGGAAGUUCAUCAUGAUUAUAUAAUGAUUUAUUUAUUUUUCUAUCAUCUGCGAAAAGUCGACGAAUCCAUGCGACAACGUCACCCAGGUCCGGGGAUGCUCCAGUUUCGGGGUGAAACGUACGCAGAGAGUAUUUUGUCGGGCCUGGGUGACGUUGUCGCAUGGGUUCGUCGACUUUUCGCGGAUGAUAGCAAAAUAAAUAAAUCAUUAUAUAAUACUUCAAUGAUGUCAUAGAACGUAAUUUACAUAGACUUUGGUAUUGUCAAACAAGGUAACGUCAGUGAUGUCGAACAACGAAACUUACAUGGAGUCAUAAAACAUACCUAAUUAAUAGCAGACCAUCGAGUGACGCCACAGUGAGCAAAUGUCAUACACAUGACGAUGAUUACGUAACUUUAGUUACUUCAAUGAUGUCAGAACAUAAUCUACAUAGACUUUGGUAUUGUCAAACAAGGUAACUCCGCAAACGUCAGUGAUGUCAAACAACGAAACUUACAUGGAGUGGCGUAACGUCAUUAACUUAUAUAGACUGUAGUCACGUCAAACAAUGCAACAGUGUAAUUUUUCAGUGUGCUGUCAGUCUCGUCAAACAAGCUAGUUUACGUGUAUUUCAGUGAUGUCAAACAACGAAACUGACAUGAAGUCAUAAAACAUCUGUAGCAAACAACAAACAAAUAAAUAGCAGACCAUCGAGUGACGUCACCGUCAGCAACUGUCAUACAUAAGACGAUGAUUACGUAUUUUUAUAGACUUCAAUGAUGUCAGAACAUAAGCUACAUAGACAUAAUUUCAGUGUGCUGUGAGUCACGUCAAACAAACUAGUUUACGUGUAUUUCAGUGAUGUCAAACAAAGAAACUUACAUGGAGUCAUAAAUCAUAACAAAUAGGUAAAGGCUCUAGUGACGUCACAUAAGAUAACGCCGUAAACUUCAAUAACAGUCGCGUCAAACAAACCAACUUAUGUGUAUUACAGUGAUGUCAAACAAUUGAACUUACAUGGACUUAGUGAUGUCAAACAAUUGAACUUACAUGGACUUUAGUGAUAUCAAAAUACGUAGAAUCAAGUUAUAAACUAUAACAUACCAUAUUGUAAAGUAAAUAAAGAUAUACCACCACAUAAAUACAAAAUAAAUUUUCGACUUUUGAGAUUUUAAUGCCAUGAUAUUGGAUUAUAUUUUUUAAAAAUUAGAGAUUUCUUUUUAAAUUGAGAUUUUCCGAAAUUAUCUUUAUUAUAUUUACUAUUUAUACUUUAUCCGUAUUUUAUUUAUGAUAAUUCGAUCCAAAACUACCCUUAGCAUAAAACAGAGGAGAUAAACUAAAAAGUCUACAGAUAAAGUGAUUUUAAGGUCUUUCAGUCAAACGUAUAUAUCUAGGUAUACCAGUUAUUAGUAUAAUUUUUAGUAUUUUAAAGUUUUUUUUUUUAUAUGAAUGUUACCUUAGUAAUAUUUUUAAUGUGAUAACACAAAGAAGAUUUACAUAAUUUUAAAUAGGUGUUGUAAGUUAUAGUAACUUUGCCUAAAUUUGAUAGAAUCUUAUAAAAGCUUUAGACCAGGCGUUGUGAGGAUGUGAGUGUGCAUUAGUCGAGGACCACAUUUUGUGUACAGUUUUAAAUUCAGAAAAGCAUGUAGAUUACGAUUCUGCAUGUUGCCAGGAGGUUUGUUGGUCCAUUCUUUUGUCAUAUCCUAUCCCCUUUGGUGUCACCCCCUUCUAUUUUAUUUUCGCAACAAGAAGUAAAGUAUAUAUAACCUUAGUAGUAUUUGCUCAAUUUGCCUCAUUUGGCUAUUAGUGUGAAUAUGUCAUAAUAAAAAAAUUUAUAUUCUCAAUAAAACAAGCAAUAAAAGUAACACAAAUAAUUUGUUCAGUCCUUAUAAUACUCGACACUAAUGCUUUUCGGAGUUCAAAAAUAAAUAAAAUGCGGUUCUCGAAUUAUGUAUACUCAAUACUUUAUAGCGCCUGGUCUAAUUUAAAGCCUGACAAAAACAAAAAUCUUGCUAUAUUGCGGGAAAAAAAGAAACUACUUGUAAUUUUUGUACUAAUACUAAGCACAACUGGUAAAAUACUAGUGGUAUAUUUUACUUUUUAAAAAGUUUUAUUUGCUUUGUCUGUCAAAUUUUGGCAAAGUUAUCCCAAAGUGUAUCCGAUAAGCCUACAAAAAAAAUAAUUCGGGAUACACAUAUUUGUAUGUUAGUAAAUCGAGUAUUGUGACAACUUAUAGUUGUUUACAGUAACUUUAGUGUAUUUGUUUUAUAUUAAGACUAUUUAGUAUGACUAAAGCUAGUUACAGACAUGCGACGGCUGUCUAUUUUGGCUUAAUAUUUUUUUUUUAUUGUGAGGCUGUCCAGACUAAACUUACACGCAGGUACGUGUUUAUUUAUGGAAAUCAUAAAAUAUUUGUUAUAAAAUAUGUAUAAAAGUAUGUAUUUUCUUAUAACUUUGUAAUUGGUUUUAAUAGAUGGCAGCACUAGAAAGUUACUACAGAUUAUUAAAGAUCUUAUUGAAUAGAUUAAAUAAUGAUUAAAAUGAUAAUUUAAUGAUUAAAAUGAUUAUUUUACAGUUUCAAUCGUGUGGUUUUUGCACACUUUUUUUAUUGAUUUUUUUUGCAUGGCAUGGAUAAUAUACAAUUAUUGUGUAGUGAAAAAAAAUAGUGAAAAUAAAAUAAAGAUCUCCAUAAGUUUUAAAAAAUGUUAAUAUCUAGUAAGCUAUGUUUUUAUUUCAUUUAAAUAUCACGCCAUUUUUAGAAAUGACAAAAUUUCAGUCUACAUUAGAAAAUUGUGUAAAAUUAUUGAAAAAUAUAUAUUUUUUGAUUUGAAUUAUAUGAUCUAUGAUGACAAAGUUCUGGACAGCCACUAUUCUAUACAUAUCGACGCACGGACGGAGUGUAGUAUAUUUAGUAGAUUGUGAUUUUAGUGUGAAUAAUUGUAAAUACGUGUAACAUAUUAUAUUGUAUGACAUAGAAUGAAUACUGCUGACCGAUGUGUUGGCGAUGAUAAGAAUAAACGGGGUUUUAUAUAUGAA
Molecule: messenger RNA, 6182 nt
Organism: Bicyclus anynana (squinting bush brown)
Lineage: Eukaryota; Metazoa; Arthropoda; Insecta; Lepidoptera; Nymphalidae
Gene: ABCD
Product: ATP-binding cassette sub-family D member
Exons: 16
Coding region: 808-3093 (761 amino acids)
Biological process (GO): long-chain fatty acid import into peroxisome; peroxisome organization; very long-chain fatty acid catabolic process
Cellular component (GO): peroxisomal membrane
Molecular function (GO): long-chain fatty acid transmembrane transporter activity; ATP hydrolysis activity; ATP binding
Source: RefSeq, a predicted model, not a curated record